This is a messenger RNA of Drosophila willistoni, 6203 nucleotides long. It is a transcript of the gene Larp4B, whose product is annotated as la-related protein Larp4B. The record is from RefSeq and is a predicted model, not a curated record. Gene Ontology annotation, molecular function: mRNA 3'-UTR binding. The transcript has 10 exons. NCBI's taxonomy places the organism in Eukaryota, Metazoa, Arthropoda, Insecta, Diptera, Drosophilidae. Gene Ontology annotation, cellular component: cytoplasmic stress granule; cytosol. Bases 325 to 5772 code for a protein of 1815 amino acids. Gene Ontology annotation, biological process: positive regulation of translation.
AAAAUUCUUAAGAAUACAAAUAACAAAGAAAAUCAAAUUUUCCAAAUAGAAAACUGGCAACAACUGGGUGGCAACGCGACGACGAAUCGGUUGUGUGUGUGUGUGUGUGUGAGUGAUUGUGUGUGUGAGCGAGUGUGUGUGUGUGUGGUGUGUGUGUGUGCCGCGUGUGAUUGCAAGUGGGGGCAACUAAGAGAGAGAGAGAGAAAAAAAAGAAGUUAAAAAAUAAUAAAAAAUCGCCAAGUUUAAUACAAAAAAAAUAUAUAAGAGCCGACUGUGUCUUUGUGUGAGGGGAAUUUCCUGAUAAUUCCCAACCAUACGGUAACCAUGGAAUAUUACCUAGGAGGAUAUGUCUACAUGAACGGAGAUGCAGUCAAAAUCCAGCCGCCUGUCUAUACGAAUGUUCCUGUUGAAACGGCAAUGUUAGCUACCAAUUUGUUUAGCACGACAACACAAAUCGCAGCAGCCCCGACAGCAGCUCACACAGCAGCAGCAGCAGCCCACCACCAUCAUCAUCAUCACCAUCACCACACUCACACCAUACCGUUGAUCGCCGCAGCCGGAGUGAAUAGCGCCGCAGCCGGAGCCGGAGCUCCAUCCGCAACACAAGUGGCAUCAGCGACGCCGCAGACUUCAGCACAGCAGCAGCAGCAACAUUCUCACCAUCAUCAGAUAAUUUCACACGCCGCUGCCGCCCAUCACCAUCAUCAGCAGCAGCAGCAGCAACAGCAACAACAGCAAUCGCCUCAGACCAUACAGGCCACACAUUUGGCUUACGGUCACCCGCCACCUCAGGCCCAGCAGCCACAACAGGGCGUUGCCAAUACUGCCGCUGGUGCUGGCGGAGGAGCUGGCGUAGCAGCCGCAGCUGGCGGAGGAGGAGCUGCCUCAGCUGGUGAUAGCAUUGAUAAUCCCGAAUUCGCUGCUGCCAUCAUGAAUGGAGCCAUUGCUCAGACCCAAGAUGGCGCUGUCGUCUGCUAUACAACCGAUGCUGCUGCUCUGGUACCUGGUGUUAAUAAUACGAAUUUAGUUGCUCUCGAGCCGCAGCCACAGCAUAUUGUGGUUCCAGUUCCAGUACAGGUUCCAGUUCCCGUUCCCGUUCAAGUGCCGGUCACAGCAGUCCCGGCCAAUGGACCAUCUUUGCCCGCCGUCGUAGCUCAGACUCAGCAAAUGCCGCCAACAGCAGAGCAGCAGCCACAACCACAACAACAUCAUCCACAUCAGCAACCACAACCACACCAGCAGCAACAACAGCAGCAGCUGCAACAGGGUAAUCAUAAUCAAGCAGUAGCCGUUCCUGGUGGCACUGGUGAUGAUGGCGGUCUGCCGCUGGAUAAACUUAAGCAAAUGCUGGCCACGCAGCUUGAGUACUAUUUUUCCAGAGAGAAUCUGGCUAAUGAUACUUAUCUGCUGUCACAAAUGGAUAGCGAUCAAUAUGUUCCCAUAUGGACAGUGGCUAAUUUUAAUCUUGUUAAGAAGUUAACCAAGGACAUCAAACUGAUUACCAAUGUGCUGCGUGAAUCGCCCAAUGUUCAGGUGGAUGACGAGGGCCUGCGCGUGCGUCCCAAUCACAAACGUUGCAUCAUCAUUUUACGUGAGAUAUCGGGCAAUACACCCCCGGAUGAUGUCAAUGCAUUGUUUAUCAAUGAGAGCUGCCCUCGGCCAAUUUCGUGUGAAUUUGCUGCCAAUAAUUCGUGGUACAUUACAUUCGAAUCGGAUGAGGAUGCGCAAAAGGCCUUCAAGUAUCUGCGCGAAGAGGUCAAAGAAUUUCAGGGUAAACCGAUAAUGGCCCGUAUCAAGCCGAAAUCAUUUAUAAAUAGAAUAGCAGCUGUACCAAAUUUGAAGAACGGCUAUCGUUUGACAUCGCCACCCACGGCAACUGUAUUUGAUCCAGCCGCCGGAGCGGCCACCGUUAGCUAUCAGCCACCGCAGCGGUAUUUAUAUGCGGCCAAUGGAGCUAUAGCUGGCCCAGCUUCAGUGCCCUAUAGCAAUCAGGUGUUGAUUCCCUUUCAACAAAACCAAUUUUAUCCCAGCCUUGUGGCUCCUUGGCAGCCGGCCACAAUAAAUACAGCCACGGCUCAUGGCCAGAACUUCUUUGAGAUUGGCGGCAAUCUGUUUGCCACAAAUCCAUUGGCUCCGCAGGCUGUAGCUGCUAGUUAUACAACAGCUCCUCAGCCCACCGCACAAACGAUUGUCACGGCAAAGCCGCAGGGUGGCGGUGGUGGUGGAGGAGCCGGAGGCGGUGGACGUUAUAAUACACAUCGCGGCAAUCCAAAUAGCUUAGGCGGCGUUGGAGCAAAUUCAGGACCACGAGGCGAACCGCGUAGCAAACCGCCACGAAAUGCUCAAGCUGGUGCUCAUAUCCAGGGUGGCAGUAUUGUGCCAAUACAGCUAUCAGGAGUACCGGGUGGUAUGGUGAGCGUGGUGCCAGCCACAAUUGUAGAUCCUUUGCAACAGGUCCAGCAGCAAGCACAACAACAGCAAGUCCAUCAACAACAGCAACAAUUGCAGCAAUCAACUGGUCAAGGCCAAGCCCAACAGCAGUCCGGUGGUGGUGGCGGUGGCGGUGGUGGUGCUGGUGGCCAGGGAAGCAACUCUACGCGUCAUUAUCCAAUUAAAAGUAAUUGGAAAGGUGGCAUGCAAAAGAAUCUGGAUAAAAGCUAUGGCGGUGGUGGAGUAAGCAAUCAUCAUCAUUAUAGCUCCCAGUUGCAAGUCCUACCCAGUCAUGGCCAGCAUCUACAGCAACAGCCACAGCAGCAGCAGCAGACAAACCAAUCUCAGCAGCAGCAGCAACAACAUUAUCAAUUGCCUUCCUCCAGUGCCGCUAGCACACCGCAUGCAUCCUAUGCAACUACCUCCCAGGCAUCGGCCACUAUAACAUUGUCGGCUGCCCCUCAGCCACAGGCCAGCAGCAGCAGCAAUAGCCAGCAACAUCACCAACAUCUAGUGUCUGCGCAUCAGCAACAACAACAGCAACAGCAGCAAGUUGUCGAGCUGCAGGACUCGGGUGAGACUGUAGUAGUAGAGCAUGGCGGCAGCUCAUCCCACGGCCUGCAAACGAGCGGUGGUGGUGGUGGUAAUCGCAGUAGCAACAUUCAAAGCAGCUCCUCUUCUUCGCUGGCCACAUCAAUUAGCAAGGAGCCAAUGCACUGGCCAACGCGACCACGUCGUCGUCGUCGUGACGAAGAUGGCGGUAUCAACUACUCACCCGGUGGACGUGUAGGGCUCUAUGGUAGUUCACCAUCGACUCCUCACCAGCAGCAGCAGCAACAGUUGCUUUCCUCAUCCUCCUCAUCGGCAAGUAAUGUGCAAACGGGUGGUGGUGGCAGCGGAGGAGGAGCUUCUCAUCGCGGUGGUGACCGUGAAAGCCACUAUAGCACUGGUAUCCAUGAUAAUCCACCCCAGCAUCAGCAUCGUGGCAAUUACAAGGGAAAUAAUUAUAAUCCGCACUACCAUGCCCAGCACUCGUCCAUGUCUAGCAGCUCGCAUCAUCAUCAUCAUAAUGCACUGUCGUCGCAACAGCAUCAGCAGCAUUUGUCAACUGGUCAGCAGAGCUCGGGCCAUCAUUAUCACAAUCAUCAUCACCAUCAUCACAAUUCGAUAGGCAGCAAUGUGGGCAAUAGCGGUGGAUUGGGCAUGAGCAGCGGUGGCGGCGGCGGUGGCAACAGUAGUGCAAAUAAUGCUGGUGGCUCUGCCGGUGGGAGCAAUAGUAAUAAUAACAACAGCAACAACAACAACAACAGCAACAACAAUAACACCAUGUCCAGCAAUGUAGGAAGCGGAGGCGGCGGUGGUUGUGGUGGCGGUAUUGCUGGCUCUGGAGGCGGCAGUGGAAGCAACGAGCGUGGCUCAUUGCAUCAUGGAUCGCUUGGCUAUCAGGGAGGCCAUCAUCAUCAACCGCAGCAACACCAUCAACAGCAGCAACAACAACAACAGCAGCAACAACAGCCACCAGCUCCUGUUCAGCCGCCGCAGUUUGAUCUAGAAGCUGCAGCCUUUCCACCACUGCCAGCCACAUCGGCCUCUACGGCCGCCGCACCACACACACCUCAGGGUGGCAAUUCUUCUUCUGUGCAUAAUACGUCUUCUGCUGUUGGAGCUGGUAGCACUACCUCUUCCUCUACCACUUCCUCAUCCAGUGGCGGCCAGUCACAAAAGCAGCAGCAGCAGCAGCAAGCCCAACAAAGCCAGCAGCAGCAACAAGCGGUCAACAUUAGUGUGGAGACUAGCAACAGCAAUGAGGAGCCGCAGCAGCCACAGCAACAGCAACGCUCAAGCAAUCAUCCGCAUAGCGAGAACAAUCCUCAACUGGCCAAUAGUUCCUCUGUUGCCCACAAUUGGGCUGAGAACCGCCUCUCGGAUGUUGUACGUUCAGGCGGCGGCGGCGGUGGCGGUGGCGGUAAGGGAAAGGCAGGUCGCAAGGAUACCGGCAGACAUCAACAGUCACAUUUGCCUCAUUCCUACACACAUCAGCAGCAGCAGCAGCAGCAUCGUAACCUGCCCUUGAGCCCCACACCCGCCGUGGAAUAUGCCCACAUCGAGGGCAACAAUACUAAAAACUUUACUAAGCAGAGCUCUAGUAAUAAUUCUUCGAUCCAUGUGAUAAAGUGUCUAACACCAAAUAUCAAUGCCAGCAGCAAUUUGGCAAUAGCAGCCGCCGCCGCAGCAACAGCCACAGAUGAGUCAACCGGAGGAGGAGCAGGGCCAGGUGCUGGUGCUGGUGCUGGUUCUGGUUCUGGAUCUGGUGUAGGUGCUGCUGCUGUUACUGCUAUUACCCAGCAGCAGUUGGAUAAAUCAAUUAAGACUGAGGAUGAAAUGCAUCCAAAACAGCCGCAGCCGCAGCCACAGCAGCAGCAGCAGCCACAGCCACGUCUGUCGGAAGGCUUUGUGGUCCACAAUAACGAGUAUGGAAGAGGCAGUGUGCCUGCCGGCGCUGGCGCUAGCAAUGUGACUGGAGCAGGAGUGGGGGCAACAGCAGCGUCUUCUAGUUUAACAACCAGCCUGGCCGAGUGCAGCCUGAGUCAGCACAAAAAGCCAGCGGCAGUGGCUGCCCUGCAUGCUAAAAAGGAGGCGGCAGCCUUAGCCACCAGUAGUUUAGGCAGGGAUGUCGGCAAACACCACAAAAGUGUUGCCACCUCAACGAAUUCCGCUUCGACUGAAAAUAUAGCCGCCGCCACAGCCAGCAAACUGAGCUAUGCCCAGGUGGCCCAGCAUCAUAAAUCUGCCGCCGAUAGCCGGGAUGGCGGUGGAAAUGGUGGCUCCACCGGCGGUACUAUGUCACCAACUGGUAGCCAUAAAUUGGAAUUAGUUUUUGGCGAUUCUACUCCUCCGGCUACUACUACCACUACUACUACUAUUGUUGCCGAGAAAUUUUCUAUACCGCCCGCUGCUGGAGUGGUUAGUAGUGUUACCACAACCACCGCCACAGCAACCACCGAUAAGCGAGGAGCGGCUCCGAGUGCAAGUGCUCCGCUGGCUGGCAAAGCUGUCAGCGGCACACCAUCAACAACGAGUGCCACUUCAAGCAAUAAUGUUGUCAGUGCCAAGGAGAAAGAUGUGCGUUCCAAUAGUUCAUUGAUUGCCUCGCCCAUUAGCGGCGGCUCUGUGCGCCAUCAGAGCAAGGAGAAGCACCAACAACAACAACAACAACAACAACAACAACAGCAGCAGCAGCAGCAUUUUGGCUCUGGCUCAGAGCACAAUACCAAUGCCAAUCCGGCCACUGGGAAUGGCGGUAACCGCAAAUCCAGGGCCAAUAAUAAUACCAACCCUUAGGAGGUUCGUUGCCAAAACGCGCAUAUGGCAAUGUGCGACAAGGAGAGAUAACUUUUUUAAAAAGAGAUGAAUGCCAGCCCUUCCCCCCCAAAACCCAGCCCCCGGCUCCAUAAAUCAGCAAGCAUCAUCAUCUGCCGUUUGUAUAUAUAAAUGAAAAUUCCAUGUGUAAAUACGUGAGCCACAUAUUUUUUUUUAUAUAUCUAUAAGCGCUAUAUAGAUAUAGAUAUUAAUGACCUAACUAAGGAGGCAUAUUUAAGCUAUCAUAGCUUGGACCAGUUAUUAUAUUUAGUAGGCAAAAAGGAAUAAUGAAUGGUGCAUAAAGUUUCUCCAGAUAUAUAAACAUCUAUAUAGAGAUCGAGACACAUAUUGAUAAAUAUAUAUAUAUGUAUGCAUAUAUAUAUUUUAAGUAAACGUUAAUCACAACAAUUUAA